AUCCACCAGUUUACUCGUUAAACUGAUAUGUCAUUGAGUUGAGUUUCUUAGAUGAUUUUCCUCAUAAUACGUUACGUUACGUUACGUUACAAGCAUCCGCAUAGUUAUCGGAUCACGAAAGAAUCCUUUUCCGGCUGCAAAUCUCCGACCUCUUCUUUGAAUGAAGAAAUGUAGGACAGAGUUGAAGAAGAAGAAAAAGAAAAAGAAAAUGUAGAAAAAGAAGGAGGAGAUAGAAAGAGGUAGAAUAAGGAGGAUGAGGAGAAGGAGGAGAAGUACGUAUCUUUGAGCUAAGAGCUCAAACCGAACGUUCUAAACACGUGAGACCUCAACGAGAAGGCAAUGGCCUGUACAGGUAUGUGGGUGAUGUCCGUUUAGAAAAGAAGACGAAGAAGACUCGAUGGAUUUAUGCUAUGGUCAUUACGUGUUGUCCUCGUAGUAUGGCGUUCACUAUUUAAGCCACGGUUUCCUUAUAUUUUGGUGUUGUUGUUCGUGGUUCACUAGCGCGUUCGGUGUAUUCUCUCACGACAUAGUUUGAAUUCUCCUAAUCAUCGCUGACUACGAUUGUACGGCGACUAUCGAUUACAACAACUACGACGUCGAAAGGACGAGCGUUUAAAUGUCGAUUAUUAAGAAGAUCCUCGGUACGGCAUCAUUAACGAUGCUUCUAUUCGUAUUUCAAAGCAAUCACUGCCUUCCUGUCGAUCAAACAAAUGUUACGGAUCCGAAUACAGAAUCGAUCGAUGCAUCAUUUGUAAAUAAAGAUAUUCAAAAUGAACGUGACAUCGAUCGUCGAGGCUAUUCCGAAGAAAAGAUAUACGAAAUCUCUCAAGCUUGCUUGACUCCAACCAACAAGGAAGGUCAGUGUAAACAAAUCGGAGAAUGCGUGCUCGACGAUGUCCGAUCGAAUACUAGUCAAUUUUUCAAUAAUAUGUGCAUUCUCAAUCGCACGCAAAUAGGAAUUUGUUGUCCGAACAAGUCACUAAGUACGUCGAGUUUGUCGCUCGUGGAAAGUCUGGCUGGACCAUUACCUUCUAUAGCAAGUUUUUACAGUGAAAAGGAAAAUAAUCCAGAUAUAGACGAUAGAAAAGCCAGAGGACACAGAGGAUGUGGAACGAACACAAAGAGUGGUACGAGAAUCGUAGGUGGACGACCGGCUGAUCCUCGGGAAUGGCCUUGGAUGGCAGCGUUACUUAGAAAAGACGCGAUUCAGUAUUGCGGAGGUGUUCUCAUCACCGAUAGACACGUAUUAACAGCUGCCCAUUGCGUUCAGAAAUUCAAGCCACGUGACAUCCUCAUUAGAUUGGGUGAAUAUGACUUUACGAAAUCAAACGAAACCAGAGCUUUAGACUUUGCGGUUACAGAAAUAAGAAUCCAUAGAGAUUUCGAUUCAGCCACGUACGAGAAUGACAUCGCUAUUAUCAAGAUACAACGACCCACUACCUUCAACAGUUAUAUUUGGCCUAUAUGUUUGCCACCUAUCGAUCAGACAUUUGAAAAGAAAACAGCGAUUGUUACAGGUUGGGGGACACAGUAUUAUGGUGGACCAGCCAGUACCAUUCUUAUGGAGGUUACAGUACCGAUAUGGCCUCAAGAAAUGUGCAUUAAGAGCUUUACUCAACGUAUCACGAAGGCUACCAUGUGCGCAGGCGCUUACAAAGGAGGUCGUGACGCUUGUCAGCUACGCGUCCUAGACCAGGUGCAAUUGGACACCGGAUCGAUGACGGACACGAUAGAUGCCAUGCCUAGCCGAGAAAAAGGAAGUAAUUAAACAGCCCGAAGGUAU
This is a messenger RNA of Vespula vulgaris, 1783 nucleotides long. RefSeq names its product venom protease. Lineage: Eukaryota; Metazoa; Arthropoda; Insecta; Hymenoptera; Vespidae. Gene Ontology annotation, molecular function: serine-type endopeptidase activity. Gene Ontology annotation, biological process: proteolysis. The coding region runs from base 617 to 1768 and encodes 383 amino acids. The transcript has 9 exons. The record is from RefSeq and is a predicted model, not a curated record.